AUGCCCGCAGUGUUUGAUAGGGCUGACCUUCAGGGUUUCCGUGCUGCCAAGGAGAUUGAGCGCCUAGAUAUGUAUCAUGGUGAUCCAGAAGACAUUCGCUCAUCAGUCUCUGCAAACGAUGGUUGGCAGGAGACGAGUGUGAAGAUCCGUAUUCCCGCAGACGGAGUCGCACAUAAGUCACUGGAGGAUGCACCAGAAUUUUCCAUUCCUGGUCUAUUCUACCGUCGUCCUAUCGAAAUUAUCAAAAAUGCGUUCCAUGAAGCAUCGGCCGAGCAUUUUCAUUUCACACCUUUUGAACAACACUAUCUCCCCAGUCCUGACAGGCCUCCCGAACGUAUCUAUUCCAAAAUUUACACUUCUCCCGCAAUGCUUGAAGAACAUGAUUGUAUACGCUCUCAACCACGCGAGGAUGGGUGUACCCUGGAGACUGUAGUAGCGGCCAUCAUGCUUUGGUCUGACUCUACCCAUCUUGCCAGCUUUGGGACCACAUCUCUUUGGCCGAUAUAUUUGUUUCUUGGAAAUCAAUCAAAGUAUGACCGAAAAACACUUUCCGACAUAAUACAAGACUUUUAUUGUGAUACUUUCGGUAAAGCUGCUACAGCACAGGUUCUUACGCACUGUCGUCACGAGCUCAUGCAGGCCAUCUGGCUACUUCUCAUGGACAACGACUUUAUGCAUGCCUAUGAAUUUGGUAUUGUAAUUGAGUGUCUUGAUGGGAUUCGACAACGCAUAUUUCCUCGCUUCUUUACCUAUUCUGCUGACUAUCCCGAGAAAACACUACUGGCUUGUAUAAAGUUCCUUGCUCAGUGUCCAUGCCCUCGCUGCUUAACCUUGAAGAGCAAGAUUGGGGACUUAGGGAAGAAGGUUGAUCGAUACAGGCGAGAGCGUUAUAUUCACGAAGACAGUCAUUGGCUCUGGUCGACAAUAACCAUGGUUCAAGACUGGCUAUACAGGAAGGGAGUAAAUAUAACUAGCAAGCAUGUGAAGGAUAACCUUGGUCCCAGGUCACUCAUUCCAACACUUAGCGCAUUUUCAACUCAAUUGAAACACUUCGGGGUCAAUUUCUAUGAACUUUUUGUCCCUGACCUCCUGCAUGAGUUCAAACUUGGGGUAUGGAAAGCAGUUUUCACUCACCUCAUUCGCAUUUUGUAUGUGCAUGGUGAGGAGGCAAUCCAGAAACUGAAUCGAAGAUUUUGUCAAGUUCCAACCUUUGGUCGUGGAACAAUACGUCGUUUCAGCAACAAUGCUUCUGGUAUGAAGCACCUUGCAGGGAGAGACUUUGAAGACUUAUUGCAGUGCGCUAUACCUGUAUUUGAGGGCCUCCUCCCAUCACUCUACAAUGAGCCUCUCCUUGACCUCUUAUUUGAGCUUGCUAUGUGGCAUGGUCUGGCGAAGCUGCGGAUGCACACUGACAUGACUCUCAACUUCCUUGACUUGUCAACGACACGACGUGGUCAGUUUCUCAGGAACUUCAUGAAGGCAACAGCAAAGGAGUAUGUUAUGAAGGAUCUUCCAAGCGAAGAAGCUGCACGAGGUCAUCGCAAAGCCAACAAGGCUGCAAAAGGUACUGGAAACUCGACUGACCAGGGACCUCGAAGGUCUGGUCAGCAGAUGAGCAGUCCAAAACUCCAUGCCCUUGGUGAUUAUGUGGAAGCAAUCCAAAAGUUUGGAACGAGUAAUAACUACUCAACACAGCCGGGAGAGUGUGAACACCGACGAGUCAAAUGGUUCUAUCCUUGUGUGAGCAAGGCGAAAUUCACUGCUGGCAUAGCCAAGCAACAACGUCGCGAGCGUAUUCUGUUUAAGAUGGCAGAAGGAUCUCCUUAUGAAAAGAAGGGAAAGGGUAAGCAAGACGCAGGCAAGCAGAAGAGAGUACUUCAGUUGUCCUCUCCUGAUGCACCUGCACUGCGCUUUGAGGACUCACAACCAUUGCCCUACAGUGAUCCACAAAACCACUAUCACAUCUCCACUAGCACUCGGUAUCACAUCAAUAUAUACAAGUGGCUAGCACAACACAAGAGUGAUCCUGCAUUGAACAACUUUCUACCUCGACUGAAAGAGCAUCUACUCUCCCGCCUGCGCGGGCUAGAAUAUGAUGGAGAUGAGAGAGAAUUCACAUCUGCUGAGCGCAGCACCGUCAUACUCAUCCAUGAAAAGAUAUUUCACCACAAGGUUCUCUGUGUCAACUACACAACUUACGACUUGCGCUGUGAUCAAGAUUCACUUAAUCCUCGGACUAAUGCUGAUGUCAUGCUCCUUGCACAUGAGGAUGGUGGUGAUGGCCACCCUUACUGGUAUGCUCAAAUUCUUGGCGUAUUCCACACACUCAUUAUUCACACUGGCGAGCAUUCAAAAUCCCAUGAACCCCAGCAAAUGGACUUCCUUUGGGUCCGAUGGUUCGGCCGAGAUCCUGGAACAGAAUGGCACCCCUACACUGCUGGUUGGAAGGUGAAGAGGCUCAAACGGGUAGGUUUCAUUCCGAGUGAUGACCCUGGAGCCAUUGGUUUCCUGGACCCACAGCAAGUCAUCCACGGAAUUCAUCUCGUCCCUGCAUUUCACUAUGGUCACACUGACACCCUUCUUCCGCCCUCAAUUGCACGUCUGACUCACAACAACAAUGAAGAUUGGACCUUUUUGUAUGUUAAUAUGUUCGUCGAUCGAGAUAUGAUGAUGCACUUCUGUGGAGGUGGAGUUGGACACAAAUCCACCUGGCAAGCCACCAACUGGUUCUUGUCUGACCAGUUCAAUGAUGAGAUGGAUGAUAUGGAGAUUGAAGAUGCAGAGUUUGAUUCAGAUGAGGGAGAGUUGCAUGGCGACGCUGAGAUGGAGGAUACUGAGAUUGAAGGUGCGGAGCAGCCAGGGCUUGAUUCGGAUGAGGAGGCAGAUGAGGAUGAGAUAGAAGAAUAUGGGUAUGAUAGCAUCGAGGAGCUUGAAGAAAGUGACGAGAACGAAGAUGAAGAUGGGGGGGAUGAUGGAGGUGCCACCAGUGAGUCUACCUGUUGGCUGCACGAAGCACAUCCACAUCCACAACAAUCGCCCGUUCCUCCUGGGUUGCGAGGUUCACAUCCAUCGACAUUGGACACUACUGGCCAUUUUCAUCCUCGCUCUGGAUAUGUUUUUGGUCUUGGCAAAAACCUAUUUGACAGGUUGCAGGAAGAUCAGUAUAAUUAUUGGAAGGAGGUAAACACUUACUAUCCUUUUCAUGAUGAAGGGGAGUGGGAACUAGCUAUGUUCUUGGUUGAAAACCUGAACCAGACGCAGAUUGACAAGUUCUUGAAGCUGAAAUGGUUUAACACUCGCCCAAAACCAUCCUUCACCUCAAAAGAUCAACUUCUUGACUGGAUGGAUGCCCCACCCCGCCCUGCAGAAUGGAAUGUUUCAAAUCUAGAGUUUACGGGCUACAAGACAAUUUGUCCCAUCCAACUCAUUUGGUGCGAUGCUUUAGAGGUUGUCAAACAACUUUUCAGCGACCCAGUUUUUGCCAAUCACAUUACCUUUCAGCCACACAUACUCAAUGUCAGGAAUCAGCGCAAGUAUGGAGAUUAUAUGAGCGGCAAUUUCGCAUGGAAAAUUCAGGACUGUCUCCCAUUAGGCGCUACGCAAGUCCCAAUCAUCUUAGGAUCUGAUAGAACUCCCGUGAUGAGAACCACCGGGGGGCUUGAGAUGCACCCCAUCUUCAUCACUAUCGGUAAUCUUGAUUCAGAGGUUCGCUCUAAGGCCACACUCUGA
Suillus subalutaceus is the source of this 3729-nucleotide messenger RNA. RefSeq lists its product as uncharacterized. The record is from RefSeq and is a predicted model, not a curated record. The transcript is spliced from 15 exons. Bases 1 to 3729 code for a protein of 1242 amino acids. Lineage: Eukaryota; Fungi; Basidiomycota; Agaricomycetes; Boletales; Suillaceae.